This is a messenger RNA of Beta vulgaris subsp. vulgaris (sugar beet), 1773 nucleotides long. Its product is annotated as monodehydroascorbate reductase 4, peroxisomal. The coding region runs from base 187 to 1620 and encodes 477 amino acids. The record is from RefSeq and is a predicted model, not a curated record. Gene Ontology annotation, molecular function: flavin adenine dinucleotide binding; oxidoreductase activity, acting on NAD(P)H. The transcript is spliced from 7 exons. NCBI's taxonomy places the organism in Eukaryota, Viridiplantae, Streptophyta, Magnoliopsida, Caryophyllales, Amaranthaceae. Gene Ontology annotation, cellular component: cytoplasm.
UGGGUUGGGGCCCUGCCUGGGGGAGAUUGAUUGUUUGUUUGUUAAUCUUAUGAGGUUAUCUCUCCGUUCACGGCACGAAUUGAGAACAUAUGAUCUCCAAUAGCUGUUUCCCUGACAACAAAAAAAAAAAAGAAGCAAGAAAUUAAGUUUUCUCUCUCCUCCAGAAAGGGAGGGAAAGAGAAAAAGAUGGGGAGGGCGUUUGUGUAUGUGAUACUUGGAGGUGGAGUAGCAGCUGGCUACGCCGCUCUCGAAUUUAUCAAGAAGGGGGUUUCACCUGGUGAACUCUGUAUAAUAUCUGAAGAAUCGGUUGCUCCUUAUGAAAGACCUGCGUUAAGCAAAGGAUUUUUGCUUCCUGAAGCUCCUGCACGGCUUCCAUCAUUUCAUACAUGUGUCGGUUUGAAUGAGGAACGAUUGACGACAAAAUGGUAUAAGGAACAUGGCAUUGAACUUGUCCUUGGAACUCGUGUUAAGUCUGCUGAUGUGAAGCGAAAAACUCUGUUGACAGCAACUGGAGAGACUAUAAGUUACAAGACUCUCAUUGUAGCUACUGGUGCUCGGGCUUUAAAACUUGAAGAAUUCGGGGUGAAUGUAUCAAAUGCUGAAAAUGUGUGUUAUCUGCGUGAUCUUGCUGAUGCGAGCAAGCUUGUUACUGUGAUGCAAUCUUGUGUUAGCGGAAAUGCUGUUGUAAUAGGCGGUGGCUAUAUAGGGAUGGAAUGUGCUGCAUCUUUGGUCAUAAACAAGAUCAACGUAACGAUGGUCUUUCCUGAGGACCACUGCAUGCCACGGUUAUUCACAACCAAGAUUGCAGAUUAUUAUGAGGAGUAUUACAAGGGUAAAGGAGUCAAGUUCGUGAAAGGUACUGUCCUGAUGUCGUUUGAAUUUGACUCCAAUGGGAAGAUCACGGCUGUCAAUCUCAAGGAUGGUACUCGGGUACCUGCUGACAUGGUGGUUGUGGGAAUUGGAAUCCGCCCAAAUACUAGUUUGUUUGAAGGCCAAUUAUCUAUAGAGAAGGGUGGAAUCAAGGUCAACGGGAAAAUGCAAACUAGCAACGAUUCAGUUUAUGCAGUCGGGGAUGUAGCAGCAUUCCCAGUGAAAUUGUUUGGUGACAUUCGACGACUUGAACACGUUGAUUCUGCAAGGAUGACAGCAAGACAUGCUGUCACUGCAAUAAUGGAACCUGACACGACUGAUGACUUUGACUAUAUUCCUUUUUUUUAUUCUAGAGUCUUUGGUUUAUCUUGGCAGUUCUAUGGGGAUAAUGCAGGGGAGGUAGUUCAUUUCGGUGAUUAUUCAGCGAAAAGCUUUGGAGCUUAUUGGAUAAAAGAUGGCCUGCUUGUUGGGUCUUUCCUUGAAGGUGGAAACAAAGAAGAAUAUGAGGCCUUGGCCAGGGCCACCAGGCUUAGGCCUUCAGUUGAAAACUUAGCUGAACUCGAAAAUGAAGGUCUGAGCUUCGCCUAUGUAAUCUGCCAGAAAUCACCAUCAUUUGUUGGUUGCAUUGGAAGUUCAAUUGCUGUAGAGCAGAAACCAAUGCAUGUUUGGCAUGCAACUGCCGGGGUUAUAUUUGCUGCAUCGAUAGCUGGCUUUGCUUACUGGUAUGGAAGAAGGCGUAAAAGAUGGUGAGAAGAAAAAUUCUUUCCAUUUUGUUUUAUUCUUCAUCAAAGUCUGGUCAUUUUCACGUGUUAUAACACUGUCGAUUACCGGAUGAAAUACUUGAUUUUGGCAGAUCACAUCUGUCCUGGUUACUGAUGAAUCCAGUCUUUACAGUUACACUUA